Molecule: messenger RNA, 2500 nt
Organism: Vigna radiata var. radiata (mung bean)
Lineage: Eukaryota; Viridiplantae; Streptophyta; Magnoliopsida; Fabales; Fabaceae
Product: outer envelope protein 61
Exons: 12
Coding region: 342-2090 (582 amino acids)
Molecular function (GO): protein binding
Source: RefSeq, a predicted model, not a curated record
AUUUUGUGUUUUACAAUUAAGAAAGCAAAAAUGGUAGCAGUGAGUGGAAGAAGUUUAAGAUCACAAAAACGAGGAAAGGACAAGAGAAUUUGGUAGGCGGCACCCCCAAAUCGGACCCUUUUUUCUUUCCAAUUCUCCGUUUCUCAAUUUUACCCAACACAACACCUUCUCUUCAAGUUUCCCAAAACAAACAUAACCAGUAAAACGUUCUUUAACCUUUGGAAGGUUUGUCCCAUUCCAAAGAGCAAAAGUCUCGCACCCCUUUCCCCCUUCAUUAAGAAUUGUCUCAAGCUUCGUUCUUGAAGUUCUGGGGUUGCUCAGAUUCCAGUUGGGUAUCGAGAAUGUUCAACGGCAUGAUGGAUCCCGAUUUGAUUAGAAUCGCUCAGGAGCAGAUGAGUCGCAUGUCACCUGCUGAGUUGGCUCGGAUCCAACAACAGAUGAUGUCUAAUCCAGAGCUGAUGAGGAUGGCCUCGGAGAGCAUGAAGAACAUGAGUUCUGAAGACUUUAAACUUGCUGCUGAGCAGCUAAAGCAUACUCGUCCAGAAGAAAUGGCUGAGAUUGGUGAAAAGAUGGCCAAUGCGUCUCCUGAUGAAGUGGCGGCAAUGCGAUCCCGGGUUGAUGCCCAGAUCAAAUAUCAGUUGAGUGCAGCUGAGAUGUUGAAGAAGCAGGGCAAUGAACUUCAUAGUCAAGGAAAGUUCAGUGAAGCUUUGAAGAAGUAUACGCUUGCUAAAGAAAACAUCAAAGAGAUUCCAUCUUUCCAAAGUAGAAAGCUUCUUUUGGCAUGUUCUCUCAACUUGAUGUCCUGUUACUUGAAGACAAGGCAGUAUAAUGAGUGCAUAAAAGAAGGUUCUGAGGUUUUGGCAUAUGACGCAACGAACCUUAAGGCUCUUUAUCGAAGAGGUCAAGCAUAUAAGGAACUAGGUCGACUAAAUGAUGCUGUUUCUGAUCUGAGCAAGGCGCAGGAAGUGUCCCCUGAUGAUGAUACAGUUGCAGAGCUUUUACGGGAUACCAAGGAAAAAUUGACAAUGGGAGGUGGUGAGCAAUUGACAAGUGGACUAGUAAUCGAAGAAAUAACUGAAGAAGUCGAGGAUGUACCACCUAAAAGCUCUUUGGAACAAACAGCCCUUCAAAAAAAAUCUGGUGACACCUCUAAGAGUACAAGUACAGCUAACAAUAGAAAUUCAAAAUCAAAUGCAGACAGCUUAGAUGCACUGAGAAAGGAUCCUGAAGCUGUCAGGUCAUUCCAGAACUUCAUUCAAAACACAAAUCCUGCCACGCUGGCUUCUUUGAAUGCUGGACAAUUCAAAGAUGUGUCCCCAGAUAUGAUCAAAACCACCUCUGAUGUAAUUAGUAAGAUGUCACCUGAUGAACUGCAAAAAAUGCUUGAUAUGGCUUCUUCAUUUCAAGGGGACAACCAAUUUUUAAGAGGAGGUCCCCCUGAUUCUUUUAACCCAGGAUCAAUGCCUCCCAAUGUGACACCUGACAUGUUUAAAGCAGCAAGUGAUAUGAUAAGUAAAAUGCCAGCUGAUGACCUCAAGAAGAUGUUUGAAAUGGCAUCAUCACUAAAAGGGAAAGAAUCUAUUCCAUCCGCAGCAGCAGUAGACGAGAUCCAAAGAAAUGUUCAUCAGUCAAACAUCCCAUCAUCAAGUACUAGUGAAACUAGUCAUUUUGGGGAAUCAAGUUCUUCUCAUAAUGUGUUUUCAAAUAUGAGAAGCGCUUCUCAGUCAAACUUUCCUUCUUCCAGUCCUGAUCUACAAGAGCAGAUGAGAAACCAGAUGAAAGAUCCAGCCAUGCGGCAGAUGUUCACAUCCAUGAUUAAAAAUAUGAGCCCGGAAAUGAUGGCAAACAUGGGUGAACAAUUUGGUGUUAAGCUUUCACCAGAAGAGGCAGCAAAAGCUCAGAAAGCUGUCUCAUCCAUGUCACCAGAGAGCUUGGAUAAAAUGAUGCUUUGGGCAGACAGGAUUCAAAGAGGAGUUGAAUCUGCAAGAAAGACAAAGAACUGGCUGCUAGGGAAGCCUGGGAUGAUCUUUGCAAUAUGCAUGCUCAUUUUGGCUAUCAUUCUUCACCGGUUAGGCUUCAUUGGUGGCUAGAGUAAGGGUAAAACAUUAUGAGAUUCCCUAGGCAUUCAACCAUAAUCUUCUUGUGUGAUGGCAUGAUUGAAUAUAUUAUCAGCCAAGAGACAAUGGAGAAAGGAUGGGACAGACUAUUUAUUAGUUACCUGGAAAGCAGUGCCAAAUUGGCAUCUCAUCAGAUAUGUCCAAAUUGAGAAUGUGACUGACUUUUUUUGUAAUAUAUUAUUAGCUCGAGUUGUUUGCCAUUUAGCAUUGGGAGGAACCCCACCAUUCAAUAAAUUAGUAAUCUUUUAUCAUUUUGGUAUCCUAAUCCUAAUGUAGCGUUUGAUUUGGUAAGAUUAUUUGUAAAAUGUACACAAUUCCUUUUUUUUUUUUGAUGUUUUGCUCACUCAAAUCUAUGGAACUACUAAUUAGAGGAUAUAGUUUUA